Messenger RNA from Zasmidium cellare ATCC 36951, 2343 nucleotides. RefSeq lists its product as uncharacterized. Gene Ontology annotation, biological process: transmembrane transport; metal ion transport. Bases 1 to 2343 code for a protein of 780 amino acids. Lineage: Eukaryota; Fungi; Ascomycota; Dothideomycetes; Mycosphaerellales; Mycosphaerellaceae. Gene Ontology annotation, cellular component: membrane. Gene Ontology annotation, molecular function: cobalt ion binding; cobalt ion transmembrane transporter activity; magnesium ion binding. The transcript is spliced from 6 exons. The record is from RefSeq and is a predicted model, not a curated record.
AUGUCAACUCACCACCCUGGGUCGGAUGGAGAUGGCGCGGAAGAGACUCUAACGUCUACAAGCGCUGAACCUGCAGGCCCCGAGAAACGCCCUACUUCCGACGAUGAACCUUACACUCCGAACGUCGCUUCGCUCCAACAAGGUGUAUCUAUGCCUGAGGAAGAGUCUGCCAAUCCUAUCGAUAGGAUCAGCCUCAAGAGUGAGGACGUAGUAGGUCAGCAACAGGACGUGGGUCCCUCUCUCCAACAGGUCCUUCGAUGGAUUCAAGAUUACAUUGCACUCCAGCAAAAGACAACUGGCCAUGGCAGUCGCACAAGCGUAGCAACUGAAACUCCUCCUCUCAGCCCUCCUCUAUAUCCUCCUCCCUCCAAACACGUCCACCGACGUCAAGACGGACUUCCUGGAAGACCCAGCCAUGCUAUCAGGGGCGUGAUUGGCGAUAGGCAGCCGCGAUCGCAUCAAUUACUGGAAGAAUUUGUCCCCACCACACAUCUCGUGUAUCGUUCGAGCAAAGGAUGCUCAGGAACUGGCACUGCCAUGACGGUUCAAUCCUUGGAUUUCACGAGCAGUGCCCAUACCGAAACUUAUGGUCUACCAUACAGCACUUUCAAGCAGGACGAUGAGAAUGGCAGGAAAACUGCGCAUGUACAAUCAACGAAGCUGCCACAGAGUUUGAGACGGGAACUUAGGUCUGGAUGGGUUCAUAUCGUGCAAGAAGAGUGGGACUUUGACCUCUAUAUGGACUUUACCUCCUACUUCGUAGCCGUGUCAUCUUCUUUCGACAACGAUUUCGUAGUAAAGUGGGGAGAAGAGCCGGUGAACAGAUCUGACUGGCAAAGAGUCAUCGAGAAGUGCGAAGAUGGGGUGGUGGUCUUGAAUCUUUCACACAGAGACGAUUCGAAACUACUAUCUCAAUCCUCAAAGCACAGUGAGACGAACAAUAUCGAGGCGAUGAAAGACAGAAUCAGGAAGCUUGUCAGUGGCCGCUUUGCCAAUGAAGCACACAGUCGAAACUUUACGCAGUCUUCGAAACCACAAUCGGGACUCUGCGACACUGACGCUGGCAUCAGCUUGGAAGAGUACGCCCAGCGACUUGAGAGGUCGUGUGACGCUUGGGAAUGGCUGCCGCCGCCCGAACGGUCAACUUCUAACGACAGCAACUGGUCUGAAGCAAAGCCCGACUACACAUUUGCUUUUGCUCUGACUGCUCUCGUCGAACAGCUGGUCGACUUCCAACGACCUGCCGGCUUGCAGGGAUCUGGAACGAGGCUUCUGACCGCGGUGGCCGAUGUAUUCGAAUCUCUAUCAUCCAGCAAACCAUUUGGACGUCAAGAAGAAUUUGAGAUCUGCAGAACCGUUGACACUUGUGCUCCGCUCUUCGGACUCGCUAUAGAGAUGGAGCGGAAUGGAUACGAACGCAGACAGUUUAGGGAAAGAUCCGUGGACGAGCCGCAAAUCCUGAGUGACCUUUGCAACAUAGUCUCGACUGUGCUGGAAGAGCUCAAGGAGACUAUACAGCAUCCAUCUGUAAGGAAUGUGGAAUCUCUGAGUAUCCCAGCUUUGAGGCAGCUUCGGCAGGUGUACGACCUACUUCUCGGUGCAAUUCAGAAAAACAUUGCUCACCACGAGUCGGUGGGACUUGACGGGCUUGUGGCCUUACUAUUCUCAAGUCUCGUCCACAAGCCUAUCCACGGCGCAGACGACAUCAUGGAUGUUUACAGAGACCACAUGAAUACCUUGGAUACCAGCGCUCGUCUAGGUGAGCCGAGUCUCGGUCCCCUUUCAAGACUACGGUACUUCAAGUACGAGCUAUCCGCCUUCGACGCUCUUCUGUGGCAGCAGUUGGAGGUCCUCGAGAAAAUGGUCGACGGCCUCUACCUCCAGCUGGGUCUGCCAGACUUCAUCCCAAGGGACUCAUCCUACGGCGAUGGGGUGGUCAAAGCCUUGCAUGCUGGCGAGUACCAGUACAGCGGCGCUCUGCGGACUUUGGCGAGGUGCUUGGAGACUACUAGUGAGAGAUUGCAAAUGGUUCCGGUGUGGACGGCAGAGAUUGGACAUAUGCGUGACGAGUGUCGCGCCCGCCUCGACGAAGUCCAGGAUUGGCGAUCGAAUGCAGCAGUAGUCUUCACCGUCGUCACCGUCCUCUUUCUGCCCCUAUCAUUCGUGUCUAGCGUCUUCGGCAUGAAUACGGCGGACGUGCGGCAGAUGCCUUCGACGCAGUGGGCGUUCUGGGCUUCUGCAAUUCCUUUCACACUUUUGGUUGCUGCGCUGACGCUUUAUUGGGUGGAUGUACCGCCUUUGAGACGGUGGUGGAUGAGGUGGAGGGGGUUGGAGGGUGGGUGA